AUUAAACUGGAAAACAAAAUAACAGGCUGGAUGUUUUUAGCGUUCAUGGUAACUAAAUCUUUGAACAUGCACCCGAAUGUUCAAAUUGCAUGCUACAAAUAUUGAGAUACAUGUAUGAAUGAUGCCAGUUUUCAAAUUCAAAUGUGGUUGACAUGUGCCAGACUAUUCCUGAAGUCUACUUCAUUUUUUAGGCUAUUGUGAACUGUUGCCAUGGAUGACAAUACAAAGACCGAUUCGGACAUUUCCGACAGACACAGCGAACAUGAGUCAUUCGUGUCACACAAGGAUAAGCUACACUCCAGAUCCUGUCUGAGUCUGACGCAUAAGAAGCCCAGCAGAGAUACCCUCAGUGGGAAUGGAGUGACCGUGAGUUCCACUGAGCUGCGUACUCACGUAAGUUAUGACCUGCACUCUCUCCUCGGUCUGGCACCGUCCUCCCGGACGAGGCUCGACCCCAGCUGCUCUCACUCAUCCUGUCAGAAUGGCAUGGUCUGCAUGGCACAGGUGGCUCCGGAAAGGGACAGCAUCAUCUCGGAUGAAAUAAAAUGGAAAAUACCAAUAUCGUUAUUCUCAUCCAAGAAAACAGAACCCAAGGAGGAGAAGCUUACCAGGAGAAUAAAAGCGUAUUACAAAGCCCAGAGUGAGCUGAUCACGGCGUUUGAAAGCAUAGAGCAAGGAACGGAAGUCGAUCAUCGUACUGAGGCGUUCAUCUUACACCAGAAGAGGAUUGCCUCAAGACUGGCGCAAAUCUCCUUUCUUAUGAAUUUUGUUCUGAUGGUUGGUAAAACCAUAGCAGUAGCUCUGUCAAGUUCCGUCUCCAUUAUAUCCAGUCUGGUCGACUCCGCUGUCGAUCUCCUGUCCGGGGUAGUCAUCUGGUGGACAUCAACUCGCAUAAGGAAGAAAGAUGUGCGCUACCCCAGUGGACGGACACGUUUGGAGCCUCUUGCCAUAGUGAUAUUGUCUGUCAUCAUGUCGGUAGCAUCGUUCCAGCUAAUCAUUGAGUCCAUACAGCGGAUUAUUGGUCUGAGCAAACAUUCUGAUACUAUUCCUCAAUUUGAAAUUACAACUGUUAUCAUUACAGUGAGCACAGUAGUGAUCAAGCUGAUCUUGUUUCUGCUGUGUUAUUUCUAUCGCAAGAAAGCUCAGAGCGCAUCGGUAACUGUUCUGAUGCAGGAUCAUCGGAAUGACGUCUUCUCAAACAGUGUGGCUAUCCUCUGUGGUUAUCUAGGUUCUCAGCAGUUUGUGUCUGGAUCAGGUAACUACAAUGUUGUCUUCAUUGAUCCGAUUGGUGCAAUCAUCAUUGGUGUUUACAUCCUGAUCACCUGGUGGAUUACGGGGUCAGAGCAAAUUAAGAUGUUGACAGGACACACAGCUAAGCCGGACUUCCUGAGUAAGAUCACGUGGAUGUGUCUGAACCACCAUCCCAAGAUUCUUCUCAUCGACACAGUGCGCGCGUUCCACUUCGGCAAUAACUUCCUCGUCGAGGUCGACGUCGUCCUGCCUGAGGAGAUGUCGCUGUGGGAGAGUCACAACAUCGGUGAAACGCUGCAGCAACGGCUUGAGAAACUGCCCACAGUUGAGCGGGCGUUCGUGCAUCUCGAUUAUGAAGUGUGUCACAGACCGGAGGAAGAACACAAAAUGUUAUAAUUUACAGUUGUCUCCCUUUGUUUUACAGUAGGCUGCCUGUUAAAAUUAUUAAUUUAAAAAAAAAGGGAAAAAAGCCAUUUUCAAAGGAGAAGUAGUAAUGAAUUUUGAAUCAUAAAUUAUUGGUGCAGAAUUUAGAGUAAUUUUUAUCAUCCAUGUGGGAUAAAACUAAAAACUUUUUUUCUUUUUUCUUUUUUUUCUUUUUAGGGUUGCAAUAGGAAAUACAUUUUAAACAUUAAUCUGGGGUGUAGAGUAGAGAUUAGGAAUUUUUUUUACACCUCCCUGUAAAGUAAAAUGGUAAAGUGUUUUUUAACUGUUGUCAUGCUUUGUUUGAUGCUAUUGUAAAGAAAUUUUAAACAUACAUGUAAAUUAUGGGUGCAGAAAUUUGGAAAAUGUUCCUUCAUCUCUGUGAAACAUAACUGUAAAACAUUGUUUACUCAUGACUUUGUUUUGGGGGGGUGGGGAAAAUUGGGUGGGAGAAAGUUUGAAGAAAUCAUAGGUGCAGAGACUUGGAAUGUUUACUUGUUUGUGGAGUUUAACAUUUAAAAAAUGUAGAUCAUGAAUGCGAAAUUUGGGACAACACCUCCUACUCCCCACUCUCAACCCACAACAGCAAUAUUAGGAUAUUCAGAGCCUAGUAUAUGAAUGGACCAGCCUCGGUUGCGUCGUUAUUAGGCCAUCGGUCUACAGGCUGGUAGGUACUGGGUUCGGAUCCCAAUCGAGGCAUGGGAUUUUUAAUUCAGAUACCGACUCCAAACCCUGAGUGAGUGCUCCA
This is a messenger RNA of Gigantopelta aegis, 2419 nucleotides long. Its product is annotated as metal tolerance protein 9-like. The transcript has 11 exons. Bases 211 to 1647 code for a protein of 478 amino acids. Gene Ontology annotation, cellular component: membrane. Gene Ontology annotation, molecular function: monoatomic cation transmembrane transporter activity. Gene Ontology annotation, biological process: monoatomic cation transport; transmembrane transport. Lineage: Eukaryota; Metazoa; Mollusca; Gastropoda; Neomphalida; Peltospiridae. The record is from RefSeq and is a predicted model, not a curated record.